CGAAACAACAAACCUGAAGCAAGAAGAAACGCAGCAAGCAAGCAAGGGAAAAGAGAAGCCACGACAAACAAACCUUUUCUCUUCCACAAACCCGCAAGCACGCCACGCGACUGACGACCACCACCGCUUACGCGAGCACCUUGACUGUCGAUUGAACGCAUCCAUCUCUUUGUUUCUCUCGCUCGCGUGCUCUCCCUGCUCUUGUUGCAUUUGGAAGCUCCACUCUGCCUUGAGUGUCCCUUGUGCUUGUUGCCGUCUUGUGCAACGUUUUGCGACACCGUUAUUGUCUGUGGAACAACCACCCACGGCCCGACCGUUCAGCAUUCUUGUCUCCACGCCAACGCGUAAGCGCCACAGAACACCGAGCUGUUCUGGAAAACGAAGGAGAAACCACGUUUAUGCCGGUUCUCAUAGCCUCGCCAUCCCCCACCCAAGUCGCCUUUGUGCCUAUGAUUCCCCAACGUCCUAACAUCUCGUCCUAAUCCCCACCCCUCCAAGACACCAUCGCCACCCCUUUCAUUGUUCCUUCCACGUUUCUCCCUCUUUUUCCUUCUUCUUUGCAUCCUUCCUUCUCUUUUUGAGUCAACUGCCACCAUGACUGCUGUUCUCAACGUGAACCGGUCUAUUGAUGACCCUUUCUACCGCUACAAGAUGCCUGCCGUGAUUGCCAAGGUUGAAGGCAAGGGCAAUGGCAUCAAGACCGUCAUCCCCAACAUGAGCGAAAUUGCCAAGGCGCUCGACCGCCCACCUUCCUACCCGACCAAGUACUUUGGCAUUGAGCUUGGCGCGCAGACCAAGAUGGACGAGAAGAACGACCGCUACAUUGUCAACGGCGCGCACACGGCAGAUGACCUGCAAAACACGCUCGACGGGUUUAUCCAGAAGUUUGUGCUGUGUCCCAGCUGCGACAACCCGGAGACAGAGCUGCGUGUGUCGAAGAAGACAAUCAAGCAGAAGUGCGCCGCAUGCGGCUACUCUGGCCAGCUCAAGCACGCCGGGCACCGCCUUUACAACUUCAUCAUCAACCACCCGCCCAAGACAUCCGCCGUCAAGAAGGCGAAGGCUGCAAAGAAGGCGAGCGAGGGCGAGAAGAAGGCCAGCAACGGGGACGGCAAAGCGAAGCCUGCGGCCAAGGCAGACGACGACGACGCCGCGUUUGCCGGUGACAUUGAGGCGCCCGAGCUCGACACAGAGCGCAACGACGAUGACGAGGAGUGGACGGAGGACACAAGCGCAGAGGCGGUGCGCCGGCGCGAGGAGAGCCAGCUGACGGGCGCCGUGUCCAAGCUCAUGGCCUCUGCCGACGCCGACCUGCCCAUGGACGAGCGCGUAAACCUGUUCCACGCGUUUUUGAAGGAGCGGGUUGACCAGGAGCCGUUUCCAACCAAGGAGGUGAUUGACAAGGCGCUCGUGCUGGACGUGCUUGAUGCCGCCGGCGUGGUGCUCGUGGAGGUCCUGCUCGAGGGCUCGAACAUUCUCGCCCUCCUCAAGAAGUAUCAGGCUGUGCUGCAGCACUUUUGCCUGGACCGCCCAAAGGUGCAGCGCCGCCUCCUCAACGGCAUUGAGAUCAAGGUCAAGGCCGGCGACAUUAGCAUCAAGCAGAUGCCGACGGUGCUGAAUGCGCUGUACCAGCUGGACAUCAUUGAUGAGGAGAGCUUUUUUGGCUGGCACAAGAAGGUCUCAAAGCGUUAUGUGGACAAGGCGCUCUCUGCUGACAUUCGCAAGCACGCGCAGCCGUUCAUCGACUGGCUGCAGGAGGCGGAUGAGGAGGAAUCUGACUCGGACGAGGAGGAGGACGGUGGUGCCUCUGCUGCCGACGACGACGACGAUGUUGUGACGUUUGCUGCCACGGCCGACGCCGCCAACCCACCCGCCAAGGAGGAGGAGGAGGAGGACGACGAUAUUGACAUUGACGCCAUCUGAGCCAACGUUGGGCAUUUGCUGCUGCUUCUGCCGCUCUCUUCUGUUGCUCUCUGUUGUUCUCUGUGCACGUGCGAAUGUGACGGCGACUUUUGCAUGUCUUGCUCGCACUUGCUGCGCAGAUGUUGUUGUUGUUGUUUUCUUUGUUCUGUGAGUUUUUGUGCGGUCCAUUUCCCUACCUGUACGUGCACGGCAUGAAUGCGUGCAUGAAUGUGUGUGUGUGUGUGUGUGUGUGUUUCUGUUCGCAUACCGUGUGUACCCCUAACAUGCUCUGUGCCACGAAUGGCUGCACUGGUUGGUUUGUUCCGCUGCAUGUUGGAGCGUUUGCGUCUCAUGCGUCUGUCAUGCUGUUCUUGUUUGAUCAAAUACACGUUGAAAGCACAA
Salpingoeca rosetta is the source of this 2304-nucleotide messenger RNA. RefSeq names its product EIF5 protein. The coding region runs from base 595 to 1923 and encodes 442 amino acids. The record is from RefSeq and is a predicted model, not a curated record. NCBI's taxonomy places the organism in Eukaryota, Choanoflagellata, Craspedida, Salpingoecidae. Gene Ontology annotation, cellular component: cytosol. Gene Ontology annotation, biological process: formation of cytoplasmic translation initiation complex; formation of translation preinitiation complex; translational initiation. The transcript has 6 exons. Gene Ontology annotation, molecular function: translation initiation factor activity; GDP-dissociation inhibitor activity; eukaryotic initiation factor eIF2 binding.